UGACAGGCGGGGCGACCCGGCGGGCUGCUGGUGCGCCGGCCGCCCUCAGUCUGCCUGUCGGCUCGCUCUGGGGCCGCAUCUGUCCGUCGAUCGAUCCGCGGACGCCCGCCCCACGCUCGGCGGGUGGGCUCCCGGCCCCUGGAUCUCGCGGGGCGCAGACUGCAUGGCUCCUCUCUGCCUCAACUGCUCCACCCUCCCUGGAGACAGGUCCCUGGGUACAAGGAGCCCGGUGCCCUGCAAUGGCAGCGGGGCUCUGGGGCCCUUUGACCCCCAGGACUUGAACCUGACUGAUGAGGAGCUCAGGCUCAAGUACCUGGGGCCCCAGCAGACGGAGCUGUUCGUGCCCAUCUGUGUCACGUACCUGUUGAUCUUCGUGCUGGGCGCCGUGGGCAACGCGCUGACCUGCAUGGUCAUCCUGCGCCACAGGUCCAUGCGCACGCCCACCAACUACUACCUCUUCAGCCUGGCCGUGUCAGACCUGCUGGUGCUGCUCCUGGGUCUGCCCCUGGAGCUCUAUGAGAUGUGGCGCAACUACCCUUUCCUGCUGGGCGCCGGUGGCUGCUACUUCCGCACGAUGCUCUUCGAGACUGUCUGCCUGGCCUCGGUGCUCAACGUCACCGCCCUGAGCAUAGAGCGCUACGUGGCCGUGGUGCACCCGCUGCAGGCCAGGUCUGUAGUGACGCACGCCCACGUGCGCCGCGUGCUCGGGGCCAUCUGGGGCCUCGCCCUGCUCUGCUCUCUGCCCAACACCAGCCUGCACGGCAUCCGGCAGCUGGACGUGCCCUGCCGGGGCACAGUGCCCGACUCGGCCGUGUGCACCUUGGUCCACCGGAGAGCCCUCUACAACCUGGUCGUGCAGGCCACCGCGCUGCUCUUCUUCUGCCUGCCCAUGGUCACCAUCAGCGUGCUCUACCUGCUCAUCGGGCUGCGGCUGCGGCGCGACAGGCUGCUGAUUCUCAGGGAGGAGGCCGAGGGCAGUGCCAGGACUAGCGACGGCCGCAGGCUCCAGCCGCUGCAGGAUAGGGGUCGGACACAGGUGACCAAGAUGUUGUUUGUCCUGGUCGUGGUGUUUGGGAUCUGCUGGGCCCCGUUCCACAUCGACCGCCUCAUGUGGAGCCUCGUGUCCCGCUGGACCGAGGGCCUGCACCUGGCCUUCCAGUACGUGCACGUCGUCUCCGGCGUCUUCUUCUACUUUAGCUCGGCCGCCAACCCUGUGCUCUACAGCCUCAUGUCCAGCCGCUUCCGGGACACCUUCUGGGAGGCCCUGUGCCCGGGGACCCGGUGCCGCCGCCACGGACCCCGCUGCAGCUCCCACAGCCUCAGCAGGGUGACCACGGGCAGCACCCUGGGUGACAUGGGCUCCCCCAGCAGCAGGGCCCAGCCCCUGGCUGAGAACGGUGGCCCAGAGGGGUGGCAAGAGACGGACCCCUCCUGAGAGGAGCCUCAGGCAGCUUCACCCUGAGGGGCCACAGGGCCACGCCCAGCUUUGGGGGCCACACCUGCCUCCUCUGCAGCGUGUCUUCGUGGCCUGUCCCCCUUCGUGCCCCGUCCCCACUUCAGCCUAGAAACCCUGACCAGCACCUCAGUGAUCCUGCCCCACCCAUGGAUCGGAAGGACUGUAAGGUUGCUGUCUGUCCUCCAGACUCUCAGGUCCCCAGUUCCAGCCCUUCCCCUGGAAGGGGAACAUUGUGGCCGGAUAACUGCACACGGCAAGACUCCAUCUGGGGACCCCCCACCCCCAGCGCGUUUCUGAAGUGUUUCCGUGGCGCCCUACCUUUCCUGCCCAUUUCUUGCAGAGCUUCUGCAAGUUCUGGCCCAUUCUGUCCCUCUCUAGCUCUUGGCCUGCACCUGGGAUUCUGACCCGACCCCUCCCGGGCCCCCAGUCGGCUUGUUUUGCUCUGGGAGCUCCACCCGGUGGAGCCACUAAGCGGCAGGUGUGUCAGGGAUCCGGGAGACCUGGCUCCGGUCUCAGCUGAGCCACCACCACCUGGCCCUGGCAUCAAGCAAACUGCCUCGCCUUACAAGCCUCGGGCCCUGUUUGCAAAAUGAAAGGGGCCGUGACAUUCUGGAGUGUGGCGCUUUGGCACUUUAGCUGUGGUUUUCUGUGUGCGUGCCUAAGUCCCUGCUUGUAACAAAACAGAUACCCUCAGAUUAGCAAGGCGGAAAUUACUCUUUACAUCCUCACUAACCCCCAACCCUUACUCCCUCCCUGACCUCUACAAGCCCCCCACCCCACCCCCUCGAGAGCCACUCAGGGAACAUUCUUUGCUUGUCCUAGAGCAAGUGAGGCUUGGCACCGACCAAGGGACUGUGUGUGAGCAGAGGCCCCUGCCUGCCUCUGUCUUCACCUCCUCACAGGCUGGCUUGGGGGCCUGAGAUGAGCAGAGAAUUGGGCCUGACUGGCCAGAGAAUCUCUGGGGGCAAGAGACAUGGGCCAACCAAGGGCAACGAGUGACUCCGCGAGAACUGCUUGGGACUCAGUGAGGUGAGAAGAGAGACACGUGAGUCCUGAAACGGAGCUCCAUCCCGAAUCCCUGUGGGUAACUGGGUGCUCAGUCAGGACCCAGUUAAUGGCCAGAACUUGUCCUGCUGCAGCCCCUGACCUGUCCUCCUCCUAAGAGGGGACUGCAGCAGAAGGAGCCCUGGCCUCCUUUGUGGGGAGCUGCAGGACGCCCAGGGUGCUACAGGUUCUCCCUGCAGACUCUCCACAGCUCAGGCCCCAGGUCCCCUGACUGCAAAGUGGAGAAGAUUGUACAAAAAUGUCCUGGAGAUUUUGAAAUUCAGUUGUAAAAAUAAUAAAUACUCAUUUUGAAAAAUUGGAAAGUACAAAUGAGCAAAAAUGAAAACAAUUUAAAAUAAUUAAAACCCACGCUUGCUAGGGGAUGGGGGGAGGGGGAAAUAGAGAGUUGUUUAAUGGGUACAGAGUUUCAGUUUUUUAAGAUGAAAAAGUUCUGGAGAUUGGUGGCAAAACAAUGUGAAUAUGCUUGAACAAUAUUGAAUUGUACACCUAACUGGUUAAGAUUUAAAUUGUAUAUGUAUUUUACUACAGUUUUUUUUAAAGAAAGGAUUAAGUCUAAAGGAAAAGAAAAAAUUAAAAAGCCACCCAUAGCUUUACCUUCCAGGGGUAACCACCACAUAUAAGACAGGAUGGGGGGAUCUGAGAAAGGAGCUUGUGAAAAGAGGCUGUGCUGAGCUAGGAGUUCCCAAUGUCACCGCUGAAAUGAGCUCCCAGGCGGCCUUGGGGUGUCGUCGGGGGAAGCAGCUGAGGCCAGACUUCAGGCUGGAGCCUGCCGUUGUUCCCAAAGACAAACUGGACUCCCCGGGGCCUCUCUUAAGUGACAGAGACCACAUGCUCCUGAGGCUCUGGUCAGUAUUUAUGAAGGGACUACUAUGGGCAGAGAAGCACUGGGCAGGUUGGGGAAGGGGGGGAUGUGAGUUAUCAGAAGGCCUGGGCUCUGUAAAUUUGAUGUCUCUCAGGUGUCUCCACGGCAUGUCUGUGGAUAGGUCCCACUUGUCAUGAGUCACUAGUUACCAUGGAAAGUGGAAGCAGCAGCUGUGGGCUCAGCCCUGGAGAAAAAAGGAUGGAGGUGGAAAGGCCAGCCAGCAAGCUCGCACUCUCUGCUGGAAGCAGCAUCCCCUGCAGCUUGCUCUUCUGCACUGGUCACGGGGGUAGCAGCAUUCCCGAGUGCCCAGUGCUGCUCCCAGGACAGGAGUCCUGGCUCAUCUGGGACUCGAGUCACCUCCCGUCCUGGCUCUGGCUGCAGUCACACAGAUCUCUCCUCCUCCCAUGUUCGAGCGUUUGGGCCCGCUCUACUUUCCGUCUGCUCCACCCCUGCCACUAUCCUGGGUGAUGCUGAAGUCCCCGUGGAUGGCCCACCGCUGCCCUGGUAUCAGCUCCUGAUCUUUCCUGCAGCUCUGGAGGCUCUCCUCCACCGUGUCCUUUUGGCCCCUUGGUCACAUCCUGACCCCAGGACCUCCGGGCGUUUUUCCAUUUCUGGAAGUGUGAGCUCCUGAUCAUGAUUGCCUCCUUCCUGCUCUGCUGCUCUAUAAAUCAUAUUUAUUCUUUUUUUUUUUUUUUUUUUUUUGCGGCACGCGAGCC
Mesoplodon densirostris (Blainville's beaked whale) is the source of this 4099-nucleotide messenger RNA. It is a transcript of the gene NMUR1, whose product is annotated as neuromedin U receptor 1. The transcript has 3 exons. The coding region runs from base 164 to 1435 and encodes 423 amino acids. Lineage: Eukaryota; Metazoa; Chordata; Mammalia; Artiodactyla; Ziphiidae. Gene Ontology annotation, biological process: G protein-coupled receptor signaling pathway. The record is from RefSeq and is a predicted model, not a curated record. Gene Ontology annotation, cellular component: plasma membrane. Gene Ontology annotation, molecular function: neuromedin U receptor activity.